UCAGUCAUUCAUCCUCCCCCCCACCACACCAGGACCAUUUUGGUGCCCCUACUCGUUGCCUCCCCUGCUCACCACCACCCUCACUCAAGCCUUCUUGACAGCUCCCUGCCCUUCUUCCCUUUCAGCCUGGAGCAGCUGUGUUCUCUGUCCUACUUCUAACCAAAACCUACUCUCAGGAGAAGACUUGGUACCUUUCUUUAUACUUGAGAGGACAUUCUGUCCUUUUAUCUUCUAGUUAUUCUAUCGUCAGUCCUUUCCUUAUUAUGAAUUAGCAAACACAAAAUCUUUGUUCCCCAGGGUAAAGAAAAGAAUUUUAAGAGGUGGUUUUUCUCAGCCCCCUCAGCACCCUAGUCUAUUUCUAACACCAACAAGACAAAACAAGGGAGAGGAAAGGAGAAGGAGAUGGAGGACCAGUUGCAGGAGAGAAAGGAGAAAAAAAUCCACAGUGGGGGUGGAGGAAGAUCUCUGACUGCUUAACGACCCAUCCUGUGGUUUUCAAAGACUGAAUAUAACAGCUAUGAAAGUGUGAGCAAUGACGAAACUGGAGAGAUGGGGUUUUAACAAGAUGCAAGAACAAUCUGAGGACUGAGAGCCAUUUCAACGUGAGCCCCCAGCCUGAGAGCAAGAAAGAACUUCUGUCUGGAGGAGACUGAAGCCAAGGAUACCAGCAGAGCCAACAUUUGCUUCAAGUUCCUGGGCCUGCUGACAGCGUGCAGGAUGCUGAUGGAAACUGGCAGAGGCUGCUGUGCCCUGGCCAUCCUGCUGGCAAUUGUGGACAUCCAGUCUGGUGGAUGCAUUAACAUCACCAGCUCAGCUUUCCAGGAAGGAACACAACUGAACUUAAUCUGCACUGUGUGGCAUAAGAAAGAAGAGGCUGAGGGGUUGGUAGUGUUUUUGUGCAAGGACAAGUCUAGAGACUGUUUUCCUGAGACCAGUUUAAAACAGCUGAGACUUAAAAGGGAUCCUGGGAUAGAUGGUGUUGGUGAAAUAUCAUCUGAGUUAGUGUUCACCAUAAGCCAAGUCACACCGUCGCACAGUGGGACCUACCAGUGUUGUGCCACAAGCCAGAAGUCAGGUAUCCGCCUUCAGGGCCAUUUCUUCUCCCUUCUAGUCACAGAGACAGGGAACUACACAGUGACGGGACUGAAACAAAGACAACACCUUGAGUUCAGCCAUAAUGAAGGCACUCUCAGUUCAGGCUUCCUACAAGAAAAGGUCUGGGUAAUGCUGGUCACCAGCCUCGUGGUCCUUCAAGCUUUGUAAGCCUUGUGCCAAAAAAAAAGUUUUUAAAAAGCUACAGCAAGAUGAGUCUGACUCUAGCUUAGUAUGUUUCUCAUUACAACAGGCACAGAGAAGAAAGCAACGGGACAUAGGGGAAGAGAUGCUAAAUAUACCAAGAAUCUGUGGAAAUAUAAGCUGGGGCAAAUCAGUGUGAUCCUUGAUUUUGCUGCUCACCAUCAGAGCAAACCUGCCUUCUUCCCUCCUAAGCUCCAGUAAAUAAACAGAACAGUUUUCACCAAAGUGGCUGGUAUAGUCCUCAAAUAUUGGAUAAAUAUGUGCGUUUUUGUACCCCAGAACAAUUUUUCCUCCCUCCUCCUCAACAUAGUAAAAUAAGUCAAACAAAAUGAGAACACCAAAUUUGGGGGGAAUAAUUUUUUAUUUAACACUGUAAAGGAAAGAGAAAGAAAACAAGCAGAGAUAGGUAGGACAGAAAGGAAGACAGCCAGACCCAGUGACUGACUUGGCAUGAAAAUGAGGAAAUGCAGACAGACCUCAACAUUCAAAAACAUCCACACAGCACUGCUGGAGGAAGAGGAAGAUCUGUGCAGACCAGGAGCACCACAGGCUACAACUGCCCAGCUUCAACUCAACACUUGUUAACCUCUUUGGUCAUUUCUCUUUUUAAAUAAAUGCCCAUAGCAGUA
Macaca mulatta (Rhesus monkey) is the source of this 1925-nucleotide messenger RNA. It is a transcript of the gene CD160, whose product is annotated as CD160 molecule. Gene Ontology annotation, biological process: regulation of adaptive immune response. Lineage: Eukaryota; Metazoa; Chordata; Mammalia; Primates; Cercopithecidae. The record is from RefSeq and is a predicted model, not a curated record. Gene Ontology annotation, molecular function: transmembrane signaling receptor activity. Gene Ontology annotation, cellular component: plasma membrane.